Messenger RNA from Hyla sarda, 2591 nucleotides. Its product is annotated as myo-inositol 2-dehydrogenase-like. The coding region runs from base 772 to 2451 and encodes 559 amino acids. Gene Ontology annotation, molecular function: nucleotide binding; oxidoreductase activity. The transcript is spliced from 9 exons. Gene Ontology annotation, cellular component: cytoplasm. Lineage: Eukaryota; Metazoa; Chordata; Amphibia; Anura; Hylidae. The record is from RefSeq and is a predicted model, not a curated record. Gene Ontology annotation, biological process: NADPH regeneration.
CGACAUUCCGUUUCCGGGUCAGCAGAGUGCUGGGGUUAGGAAGCUGUAAACUCGGUUACAAGUGACCGCGGGUCCUGAAGUGUGUGCAGGGGAGGAUAUUAGAGGCUGCACCACCCGGUGAUAGCGGUGUAGACGGGCUGUGGGACCCCUGUAUAUAGAGCAUUUACUUUGUAUAAGUCAUAGACUGACCUGGGGUGGGGAAAUUGGCAGAUAGUGCCCCCCCCCCCCACCCCUCUCCAUCGCUCCAGUAUAGAUGGGGAUGACAGGGUUAAAGCUUAUGUUAUCACCAUGGUUACCUGUAUACUAUAGGAGACAGCACCCCCUAUUAUAUUGGUAAUUUUUUUACAUUUUUAAAUUUAUAAAUUUUUUAAAGCAUAAAAUAUUUUUUUAAAAUAAAAAUUGUGAAAAAACAAAACGAAAACAAAGGGAAGCCCCACUUAAAUAACAUCUGACGUGAGUGAUGGGACACCCUGCGCAAGUGUUGUGGUGAUCCGACCCUUAAUAACGGGAAUGCAAACCAUGUGAACUGUGUGACUUCAUGGUGAAUAGGAAGAUAGGGGGCAACAGAGAGUAGAGAUUACAUUCUGGAUUAUACGGUAGCGCUAUGUGUUGUUCCAUCCAUUAAAAAAAAUAGGGUGGGAGAUGAUAUACGCACCUACGUAUGUGAGGUAUGAGAGCGCGGCACCCGUACGACCCCCACCCCUGUUCUGUACCGCCAUCUGCUGGACUCGCAUUUAACUUUUCUAGACUUUGAGUCUCCUCCCGUUUGUCAUGGGACGGAAAAAGAAAACGCUGCACGACUAUGCGGCGGAGUUCACAGACCUGGCAGUGAGGAGACACGUGAUCGAACACGACGACACGGGAAAGACCUCGAUGGUGGAGACCCUGUACUGUAAGUCCUGCGAGCUGCCCAUGCGGGUGAGGCGGGAUCGGAUACUGGAGCACUUGGCAUCGGGACGGCAUUACCGGAACCGGAGACUGAUCAAGCAGCACUGGACCCACGCGCCCGUCCUGGUAACGACCGGUGCAGAAAACGUUGAAGACCUGUCUCUGUCUCUGGACUCCUCCCUUCAUCCUCCGCCCUCCUUUAUACUGCAGGCUAACUCUAUCAGUAAUGCCAUCAGCACCAGUCACCCGGUGCCAUCACCUCCUCUCCAUCACCAUCAUCUUCUGUCCUCGCUUCCUGGUCACCCAAACAUUAGUUCCACCACCAACAUCAUAUCCGGAAGAGAAGAUUCCGCACCGUCUACUUCCUGCUCUUCUUCGCUGCUGUCAUCAUUCGGAACCAUCCACAUCCAGAACCCGUCCAUCUCUUCCAAGUGCACCAACCAAAGGCAUGUGAUCUCAGAGGCUUCCAAUAGCAUCGCCCCGGGAGGGCUCUACAGUGGAGAAGGUUCUCAGGAGAGCAGGGUUGGCCUGGUGGUUAUAGGGGUCAGCCACGGCAGCCAGGCUUUGCUUCAAAGCAUAGCAGAAGAAAAUGGCUGCCACCUCUACUACGUUGUGGAGAAUCAACGUUUGGCGGUGGAAACGGCUUUUAGUGAAGGACUUUUAUCCAAGACGAGAGUCCUGCAGGAGCAAGACAUGGACAUUGCCUUUAGUGACCAAAGAGUGUCUGGGGUGGUAAUUUGUUCUCCGCCAGAAGUUGCAGCCGCCAUGACCCUGGAGGCUCUUAAAGCAGGGAAGGCGGUGCUGUGUGAGAAGCUGCUGAGCGCGUGCAGGCAGACGGCGGAGGCGUGCUUCGAUGAGGCCGACAGACAGGGGAGACCGCUGGUGUGCGGCUUCUACAAACGCUUUGACCCAGCCCUGAAAUACCUAUUUAAAAGAAUUCACCAGAAAAGUGCACUGGGCCCAAUCCAGAAACUAUCUACAGUCAGCCGUGUCUUUCCCUGCUCUUCUGUUAGCAAGAUCAAGACAUCAGGAGGGAUUUUCUAUAAUUCAGCAUUACAUGAUAUCGACAUCGUCAUCUGGUUACUAGGAGUCAGCCUGCCGGACACGGUGUUCUCUCUUGGACAUGCUUUCUGUUCAGACAUGACCACCUUGAAGGACGUGGACACUGUCAGCAUCAGCAUGAAGUUUUCCAGCGGAGCCAUAGUGAACCUGGACGUCAGUCAGCACUGCACCAAAUCCUGUGAUCAGAGGCUGGAGUUAUACGGCUCCCAAGGAUCAUUGCGCUUAGACAAUCAGAACCCCCUGUGCAUUAUAGAAAAUGGUUCAUCCUUCCCGACGCCCUCCCAGACGCACAACGAAAGAUACAGAGAAGCCUACAGGGAGCUCUUCCGCCAUUUUAUCCGCACUGUCAAAGGUAUAUCACAUCCGGUCGUUACCAAAGAGCAGUAUAUUUGGGCUCUGCAGGUGGCGCGAGCUGCUGAACAGUCCUGGCAAAGCGGCUCCGCCGUAGACGUGGCCAAUGAAGCUGUGGACGCCUCCAUUAUAAAGACUGAGGUUAUAUGAAGCUUCAGCCUCAUCUUCAUGCGGAGGAUAUUGGCUUAAAGGGGAACUCCACUCCCCAGUGUUUGGAACAUUUAGUUCCGAAUGCUGGGUGCGGGCUUUGGGGUGGCCCCCUCGAGACAUCCCGCACCGCCCUCUCGAGA